UUGAAUCUGGCUUCUCAGUCUGUAUUAGAGGGGCUAAAUGCUUGCUUUGACCACAGAGCGGAGAUUUAUGUUCCAGAAUUGGGAAUGAAUUUUCACGUACAGCACAAGAAGACGAAGAUUUUCGGAUGCCAGAAUCCGUACAGACAAGGAGGUGGAAGAAAGGGUCUGCCCAAGUCCUUUCUUAAUAGGUUUACACAGGUCUAUGUCGAUCCGCUGUCAGCAGAAGAUAUGGAGUUUAUUGGGAAUACACUGUUUCCUGCUAUUGAUAAAAAUAUUAUUGCUAAAAUGGUUGCUUUCAAUAACAAGAUUGACAAAGAAGUAAUGGUUGAAAAAAAGUGGGGACAGAAAGGAGGACCCUGGGAGUUCAACUUGCGUGAUCUUUUCCGCUGGUGCCAGCUUAUGCUUGUUGACCAGUCACCAGGAUGUUACGAUCCAGGCCAGCAUGUAUUUUUGGUAUACGGAGACAGAAUGAGAACCAGGGAAGACAAAGAAAAGGUUAUAUCUAUAUUUAGAGACAUUUUUGGCCAGGAGGCUGAGGUGUAUACAGGAACCAGAGACUUUCACAUCACUCCAUAUAACAUUCAGAUCGGUUAUUCGGUUCUUUCUCGUGGCAACUACAUUCCUCGUCCCCGCAGAAGUCUCUCACUUCUGCACCAUUCACUGCAGUCCCUCGAGUCUGUAAUGAAAUGCGUUCACAUGAGCUGGAUGGUAAUCCUGGUGGGCCCGGCAGCUGUCGGCAAAACCAGUCUCGUUGAACUGCUGGCCCAUCUGACCGGCCAUCGACUGAAAAUCAUGGCAAUGAACAGUGCCAUGGAUACAACAGAACUCUUGGGUGGAUUUGAACAGGUCGAUAUCAACAGGCCCUGGCAGUGCCUGCUGGAAAAAGUGGAGAAUGCUGUGAGCACGCUAGUAAGGGACAGCCUUCUCCUGACAGAAAUCUGUGCGGACGACGCCGAACUGGUGCUGCGUGCUUGGAGCAACUUCAUCCUGAACUACAAACCCAAAUCUCUGGGUGAAGGAGGUAGAAGUGUUACCGCUGAAUUAGUGAGCAAACUGGAGGGAAUACUUGUACUUAUCCAGCGACUAAACAACAAAAUAAAUUCUUACUCAAAGGCAGAGUUUGCUCACCUGGUAGAAGAGUUCCGGCACUUCAAGCUGCAGCAGGUCCAGGCUGCUGACCGGAACAGCCACGGCACUUUCGAGUGGGUAGAUGGGAUGUUGGUUCAGGCCCUGCAGUCUGGAGACUGGCUGUUGAUGGACAACGUUAACUUCUGCAACCCUUCUGUGCUGGACCGCUUGAACGCUUUGCUUGAACCGGGAGGUGUUCUUUCCAUGAGUGAGAGAGGUGUGAUAGAUGGCACAAUUCCUACCAUAGCUCCUCAUCCAAACUUCAGGCUUUUCCUUUCCAUGGAUCCUGUUCAUGGGGAAAUAUCCAGAGCCAUGCGGAAUCGUGGGAUUGAAAUUUACAUUCCUGGAGAGAAUGAUGGGAAUGUGUUGGACAAUCUGGAUGUGAAGUUACUCCUGCAUGGGUUGGGUUUAGUGGGAGAUAGCAUCUGUGAUGCACUGGUGGCGGUACAUUCAGAAACCAAGGCAGCAAUAGCAGGUUGUGUGUCAUCUUUGUCGCCUUUGCUUCAGGCCGCUGUCUUAAUUGUGCAGCAGAUACAGAGGGGCCUUGGGUUGGCCAAGUCUUUCUACAGAGCCUGUUGGGAAGUUUAUGGCCGAUCGCAACAACUGCAGAUUAACCAGAAGCUUGUAUUAGAAGUGAUUACAAAGCAUGCUUCCUUUCUGACUUCCCAUGAAAAUUGGGGUGACUCCUUGCUAGCAAUAGGAUUGUGGCCAGACUCGCUGCCUACAGGUCUGUUUGCAGCUGAAGACUCCCUUCUUUCGACAGUCCGGAGUGACGCACAGCUCCUAAUGUACUGUCUGAAUAGACUAAACCUUAAAAACUGCAGGACACUACCUCUGACUCUGCAAGAUCUUCAAAAAAUGAUGGAGUCCACUAAUCCCGAGAGUCUCAAAUUCAGUGCUGUUGAGAGGGAUGCAGACUGGAUGGAUAAAAUGGAAGUUCUCCAGGCUUCAGUGAAAUUGUUCACAGAAAAGGCAACCAAUCAAGAUUGGACAUUGAGAGUUAAAUGGCUUAACUCCUUAGCCAAAAAUCUGCCACAGGGGCUUGAUGCAGUGCGGAUUCAGCUGGAAGCAGGUGCUGUAGCCCUCAGUAGUUUCUAUGCCAGUCCCCUCUCAUCCGGGGUCAGUAACAUGAUCAAGUUGCUACAGCCAACUAUGACAGAUGAACAUGUGAUGCCUCUGGACCCACGAUGGAACAUGCAGUUUUUGGAUAUCAUCAGAAAUUCGAUGAACUUCGAUACAGAAAUGGAACACACUGAUCAGCUCCUAAUCCUUUUGAAGUCUGUAUCGAAUCGGGCAGUAUUAUUUCUCGACCGAGAAAAAAGAAGCUACACUGAGAAGAAUUUGAUUACUAGCAAGAAGCCAAGAAAUAGUGUCUUGAGAAUGUCUCUAGAUUUCCGCAAAGAUCCAGGAAGUUACAAUUGUCUUCCUCAUGCAGUCGUGGUCAACCUUGCUGCUUUCUUUGAGCUCUGGGAUGCAUUUGCAUUUCACUGGGUGAAGUCUACUCAGGUGGCCUUAAGUGAUGAUGACAUGCACGAUAUUUUAUACUGCUUGCUGUGGCGUGACCGGUUUUGGGCAGUCUCUGACACACUGACAGUGGAUUCGCAAGGGCUGUCGCUUCUGUCUCUGCACUGGCACUGGGUUAUGAAGCAUCUCAUUGACAGAAUUCCUCAGAUGCUUAUUGGAUCAGACCAGCACAAGCUUUCCAAGGAAAUUCAGUCUGUUUCACAGCAGAUUCAGAGCUGCUUGGCCAAUCCUGCUGGUGUUUCUGCCAGUAUGAAGAUAUUACAGAAGUCUCUAGGAAGACCUCUUCCUUUUAAGGAUAAACUGGGCAUGGAAUGUUUUUCUCAGUUAAAAGUUCUCAGCAAACCACUUAACAUCUUGGAGCUAAGAUUGGCCUUUGGAGGAAGUAGAUGGCAGGAAAUAAUGUGCUGUCUGAACGUUGCUGCUGCUGGAUGGAAGAUGAAGAAAGCAUUGCUACAAGCUGAUGGCCUGAUCAUUAGAGCCAAUCAUUUAGAAGAUGUUAGUCUGGGUCAACUGCAGACUUUUUUGAAAGCGGUGCAUUCACAACUGAGAGCAGAAGGAGUUACGUGUAGUCACUCAGAAGAACGGUUCACUGAGGAUACCAUCGCCAGGCAGUUAGACCCUGCCCUGUUAAACCAGCUCUGCAGUCGGGUUCAGCUGUGGCCUGCCAUGGAAUACAUCAGCCUGCUCUGGCAGUACAAGCUGACCGCAGAUUAUGUGGCCAGAGCUUGUGCAAGAAGGGAGAACAGCAGACGAAAACUAAGCAUGCGUUCGGAUUUAGUUCAGCUUAUAGCUUUUUCCCUGAAGUUGACACCAGCUGCUUCUCACCAGCUGUCUGGAUUGUGGCACUUGUUACACCUUAAUGAAAUAUCCCCUGAAGAAAUGUCUGUUCUGUGGUCUCAGCUAGUUAAUGCUGCACUAGCAUCUUUUUGGAGCAGUACUUUCACCACAGACCCAGACUACUGGUUGACUUGGCGGCCGCUACCUGCAACAGAGGAAAAGAACUUUCCUAAAUCCCAUAUGAACUGUUCUGUGAAGGGCCCAGGUAUUUUGACCCGAGCAGUUUUCUCAAAGUGCUUCUUUGAAAUUCUAACUAGCAGCAGCAAGACAAGCCAGUGGGAUGUGAGUGGGCUUCCUGUUCUGUCAUCAUCCCAUGUGACACUGGGAGAAUGGCUGGAGAGAGCACAGCAGCUUCAUGAAGUCAGCACAGCACUGUGGACCAACCUGGCAGUCCCUUCAAUAGCAGAUUUUAGACACACAGACGCUAGACUGCAAGCAAUAAUGCUGAGCAGACAACUGUCUGCGCUGGUAGAUCUGGUUCCAGUGGAUCUUCAAGAAGAAUAUUCAGAGUGCUGUGAGAAGCUCUACCUCAAGGAUCCUGUUGCAUUUGAGUUCCUUCUCAAGAUUCUUAAAAGCAUCACUGAUCAGGAGUUACUUCCUAAAGAAUUCCUGUUUCUCCUGCUCACUUGCCUGCAGCAGUUCUUUGGGGAAGGUCUUAAGGAGUUACCAGAGACAGCUUGGCGAGGAAGCCUCUGGGUGAAUAUUGGUUUGGUGCAGAUCCAGGUGUGGCUUCCACAGACCAGAUUUGAUCCAGCUGUUAAGAGAGAAUACAAGCUCAAGUAUGCAGAAGAAGAGUUGCACCAGCUGGAGUGUGAAUGGAAGACAAACAAUUUCUCAUCCCAGUUGCAUACAGGAAAAAGUAUUGAAGAUGAAGCGUUCAGCAACUAUGUUCAUCCCCAUCUCAGACUGUUGCAUGAAAGAAUGCAAAGGCUGAAGGAGCAAAUAAGCAGCGUUUCUAGAAAAAAGGCCUUCAGGCCUCCAGCUCCAGCAUACGAUUGUUUAUACCAGGAGGCCCACCAGUACAUCAACAGCAUAGCACGGGUUUCUUCAGUCCAAGAUCUUUUAGCCCGCCUUCUACAGUUCCUCCGUGGGGACAGACCUCGGUCACUCCAGGCAGUACAAAACCUGUUACGUGAAGAAGCAUCCUGGCAGCAAUCACACCAUCAGUUUAGGAAGCACCUGGCAGAGGAGUACGCUGCGUUCCCUGACGCCAUCGUUCCACUGCAAGCUGCCAUCUUACAGUUGCAGCACGGCAUGCGAUUAGUGGCUUCGGAAGUUUAUGCGGCGCUCAAAAGCUUUGUGCGCCCAGAGGAUCUCGCCAGCCUCCUCACCUCCUUGUUGACGUUUCCUUCUGUUGGCCGGGCUUUCCCCACUUACUUAACUCGUGCAGAAAAUCUGUGCUCGGUGAAUUCGGUUGAGGUCCUUCAUGGACUGAAGAAGUUUUCUCUGAAGCGCUCGGAAGGAGAAUCUGAGGGAGUGGAGCAGCCUUGCCCCACUCUGGAACAGCUCCUAGUGAAUGCUUUGUUGCAUCUUCGAUGCCAUGUGCUAUCCAGAGGAGAGAUGGACCAGAAAUCUCUGCAGCUUUUUAGACAUCUGUGUCAGGCAAUUGUAAAUGAGUGGGAUGAACAGGAACGCCGUGCCCAAGAGAAGGAGGCAAUGGAACGCAGUCUGUACAGAUACAGAAGUAAAAGUCAUGGGAAAGGGCGGAGUGAAGAAGAGGAGGAAGAAGAAGAAUUUAGGAGGAGAUUUCCUUUCCACGAGAAGGACUUUGAAGAUAUCACAGCUCAGCCAAGCCUAGAAGAAAAAAUGGAAACGGAAGAUCCAUUGGAAGAGCAGCUGGAAGUUGACAGAGCCCUUUUGUCCAGGAGCUCUAUGCAAACAGUCAUGACGGUUCAUCGGCAGUUAUGCUUAAACUUUGCGCGAUCCCUGUGGUAUCAACAGACCCUGCCUUCUCAUCAAGCCAAACAUUAUUUCAGUACCUUUAUUUCCUGCUACCAGACUGGGGCAUGCAUGGUGUCGCAGUUCUAUCCUUUAAUUGGUGCUGAAAUGAACGAUAGUCUCUUGGGAAGCCAACUUCUAGUUAGCACUCUUCUUCACAAUACCUUUUUUGAGGAAUUAACUUCAGAUCUUGUGCUGCAGCAGGAUGGCCCAUAUGACUUCUACCAGCAUCCUAAUAUUCAGCAAGUCCGACAGUGCCAACCUGUACUUGAUAAUUUUGCUAAAGAAGUGAAUGGGCUACUGCAGGAAUGGCCGGAGCAUCCAGUACUUGUGCAGCUGAUAGUUGUGAUGGACAGAAUCCGGAGUUUUCCACUCUCCAGUCCUCUCUCAAAGUUCCUGAACGGCUUGGAAAUUCUUCUUGCAAAGGCACAGGACUGGGAGGAAAAUGCUAGUCGAGCUUUGUCCUUGCGGAAACAUCUUGAUUUGGUUACACAACUGAUUAUUCAGUGGCGUAGAUUGGAGUUGAAAUGUUGGUCAGUAAGUUUGGACAAUAUUAUGAAGCAGCACGUAGAGAAAUCCACAAAGCACUGGUUCUCCAUCUAUCAGAUGAUUGAGAAGUAUGUUCAGGAACAGACGGAAGCAAACACAGAAGAAACUGAGCAAAUGGAUCUGAAAACACUGGUCAGCACACUACAAGCAUUCAUUGAAGGAUCCACGCUGGGAGAGUUUCACGCACGACUUGAAGCACUACUGGUUUUCCACUGCCAUGUGUUGCUGAUGCCUCAAGUAGCAGAAAAGGACACUCUGUGCAGCGUCCUGUGGAAUCUGUACAAUUAUUAUAAGCAGUUCUCAGAGUGUGUUGAGGCCAGAAUCACUGAACUUCGUCAACCUAUAGAAAAGGAACUUAAGGAAUUUGUGAAAAUUUCAAAGUGGAACGAUGUCAGCUUCUGGGCUAUAAAACAAUCAGUUGAAAAAAUACGCAGGACCCUGUUUAAAUUCAUGAAGAAGUUUGAAGUUGUCCUGGAUGAGCCAUGUCGGCCUGCCUUGGUGGAAAUUGGAAAGGAAGAGCAGCUGGAUUGCUUGCAAAAGCAGGAAGAAUCUGAGAACAAAGAAACCAAAGUUCAGAUGCUGAACAACGCAUUAAGAAAAAUUCUGUCUUCUGGAACGGAUGUUGCCAAGAGGGGACUACCAGAAGAAUGUCAGGAUGGCAUUACAUUUCAUACGGAAUCUCUUCAGUAUCGUCUGCCUAAGCUUACUAAAAAAAUGAAGAAAAUGUGUACCACAGUUACAGCAAAUAAUUCAUUCUUAAGUCUGGUGGAAGAUCUUGAGCAGUUCACAGGUGGUGUUAUUGUUUCUGUAGCUGAACUGCAGAGUUUAACAUUCGAUCAGACAGCAGAUAAGGAGAAGCAGAAGUCGGAGGCAAAGCAUAUUCAGAUGCAGAAGCAACGGGCUUUGUCAGAUCUCUUUAAAAGCCUUGCUAAAACGGGUUUGUCAUACCGGAAAGGUCUGUCCUGGUCCCGUUCUAAAGACUAUCAUGAAAUACUCUACUUACGCCCACUGGACUUGCGUAGUGCGUUGGGUUUACUAAACUGUACACACAACCUGGAUGCCACAUUCCUGACAGAGAUUUCUUCUGCCUGGGAUGGAUGCCAGAAGUACUUCUAUCGGUCACUUGCCCGCCACUCUAGACUUCAGACAGCAAUGUUAGCACCUGCCAAGGAGAUUGGACUAGGCAGCAUUGAACGAUGCAAAGGAUUCACCGCACACCUCAUGCAGAUGCUUGUCAGGCAGAGACGGUCUCUUACUGCGCUGUCAGAACAGUGGAUCUUACUGAGGAACCUCCUGAGUUGCAUAGAAGAGAUAGAUUCAAGGUUGACUGCUGACAAAGAAUAUGGUGUAGCACUUCCUCCUCAGGGCAGCAUUCAACACUGGACUGACAGACUGCAGCAACUUUCCAUGCAGUGCGUGGUGGUUCUGGAGGAGCUGUCUUGGUUUAUACAGUGCUGCCCUAAAGAAGAGCUAACCAAGUGCAGUGAUGGUGAAAGGACAGAUGUCAAAACAAACGUCUUUCAGAGUUCAGGACCUGAAAUGGGAAAUGCUUUUAUGGGAAUACCUGACCUAAUUCCCUCAGAGCUGAAAUACUUGUCUCCAGUAACAAUUGAGCAGCUGCCUCCUGGAUGCAGGAUGCGAAAUAAGGAUCAGUUGUGGCUGCAGCUCAGUACACAGUUGACUGCAAUGCUGGCUAAGGUGAAGGCCAUGAAAGCAGAAGUGGACAAAAUAAGACAACAGUCACGUGAGACCUUGUUUUAUUCCUGGAGAGAUUUUGAAGUUUGCACAUCAGCUGUGAGUUGUUUGCUGGAAGUCUCAGCUCAGUUACAAGGCGUACAGUCCCUGUUUCUUCCAGAUGGGGAAGACAGUCAAGCUGCAAAUCAGAUGGCCCUAAUCAAGAGCCUAAAGUAUAUACGAGAAGUUGUUAAUGAUACAUCCGCAGACUUCACGGCCUGGAGAACACAGCUUCUUGCUUCCAUGUCAAAUUGCAGUGGAAAUCAGCAGUCAGAUGAAGAGUUUGUGGAGCACUUCUCGGCAAAAGUGGAAACUGUUAUCCGUGUUGUUCUGUAUGCCAUCCAGUGUUUGGUCGAGAAAAAACAGAAAGAUGGAAAAGAGGAAGAAAAAUCUGCAGAGGAAAAUGAGGACCCAGCUUCAUUUGAUGUGAUUAAAGCAGGACAUAUAACUAAGCUGUUGGAUGAAGACCUCUCUGCUGACUUGGAUUCUUUGCAUGUGCAGAAAACAAUUUUAGCAGUUUCAGAACUCCUGGAGGACCUGAAAUCUUAUGGGGAAGAUCACACUUCGGAUAGACAUCAGUGCUUCAACCAGUCCUGCUUUUUGCUGGUGCGCCUAAAGCCCAUGCUCUGCAAGUAUUCAGACCUUAUCCUGUUCUACCUCACUGUUUCACUGGCGUCUCACAGGAGUACCGGAAAAUUGCUUUCCGUUCUAACCAGCAUUUUUACAGAGCUUGCCCAAAAGGGGUUUUGUCUUCCAAAAGAAUUACUUGAAGAUGAAGCUGGAGAGGGAGCAACACAGUUUCAUGAUUACGAGGAUGGUGGUAUUGGAGAUGGGGAAGGCAAGAAGGAUGUGAGCGACAAAAUAGAAAGUGAAGAUCAGAUAGAAGACAGUUUUCAAAAGGGUGAAGAGAAGGAGAAAGAGGAUCAAGAUUCUAAACCAGACAUUGAAGGAGAAGACAAUGCAAUUGAAAUGUCAGAAGACUUUGAAGGAAAAAUGCAUGAUGGAGAACAGGAGAAAAAAGAAAAUGAUGAAAAUUCUGAUGAAGAGGAGGAGCUGGAUAAGCAAAUGGGAAAUCUUGAUAAUGCUGAAGCUGAUGAUAAACUGGAUGAGAGGCUCUGGGGGGAUGAAGAUGAAGACGAUGAUGAAGAUGCCAGUAGUAAAACGGAAGAAACUGGACCAGGAAUGGAUGAGGAGGAUUCAGAGCUCGUUGCAAAAGACGACAAUUUGGGCACAGGAAACAAGGAUAAUAAAAAACAGCCUCCCAAGGAUGAGGAAAAAGAGCAACAAGAAGAGGACAGUGAAAGCAAAGAGAAAAUACAUGAACAAAUUGAUGAGCGCGAGUAUGAUGACAAUGAAGUAGAUCCCUAUCAUGGCCAGCAAGAAAAGCAGCCUGAAGUCGAACCUUUGGACCUUCCUGAUAAUUUGAACCUGGAGAGUAAUGAGAAGAGUGAUGAGGAAGAGGAGGAUGAAGAAGAAGAGAAUGCCUUUGAAGUAGACGAGAAACCUGUUGAUUUAAAUGAGGCGGAGAAGACAGAAGAACAGAAUGAAGAGGAUGCUGGUGAGACAGACAGAGGUGAUCAAGAUGCAGAACCGGCUGAAGAAGGCAUCUCUGAAGAUAAGGAAGAGGAUAAGGAAGAUGAAGGGGACGGAGAUGCUGACGAUCAAGAAGAAAAUGCAGAAAACACUGAGGAUGCAGCAGAUGAAGAGGAGUCACAACCACCUGAUGAGGAAAAAAAUGAAGCUGCUGAAGAUAAGGGAAUCCCUGCUGCUGACCAAGGCCUUCAGCCUCAGGAAGAAGAAGAUAAAGAUAACUCAGAGAUGGAUGAACAAGUCCCUGAGCCUGAGGAAAGAAUGGAGCAUGAAACACAAGGACAGACUGGGCAGGAAAACCUGCAGAGUGACAGUGCUGUUGAGCUGGCUGGAGAGGCUUCAGAAAGAGACCAGUCUAAAGAGGAAUAUGGAAGCGGAGCUUCAAGUGCCAAUCAAGCAGAAGGCCAUGAAUCCACACGCAUGGCCCGGAUGGCUUCUCAGAAGCAAAGCAGGAAAAACACCCAGAGUUUCAAGAGGAAACCUGGCCAGGCAGAUAAUGAACGCUCGAUGGGAGAUCACAACGAACGUAUCCACAAGCGACUGAGAACCAUAGAAUCCAGCAGUGAAGCAAAGCAGAAUACAACUCAGCCCCAGCAAAACGUGGAGGAGGCUGAUGCAUUUGAACACAUUAAGCAAGGCUCCGAAUGCUAUGAUGCACAGACAUACGAUGUGGCCAGCAAGGAGCAGGAGAAACCUAUUAUGCCCCUUGAAGAAAAGGAAGAGGGCGAUUCUGAAGAUGCAGCUAUGGAAACAGAAAUGCAGAACGAUGAGGAUCUGACAGCAGUAGACACAGAGGAGCUGAAGCCAGAAAAAAAGAACUCUACUGCCACUAAAACUCCUGGCACAGGUGAAACGGAGCCAGAGAUCCAGACUUUGGACUCUGAGGAUGCCAAUGACUCUACAACAGAACCGCUACCAAAGGUGACUGAAGAGAAGCCAGAGAGAAGCAAGGACUCGACCAUACACACAGCCCAUCAGUUUCUGAUGGAUGCUCCCCAGCCCAUCAUCAGAGAUCCUGAAGAGCUAAGAAAGGAACUUGAAAGGCAACUGGAAGCUUGGCAGACACAGCAGCCUGGGACUGCAGAUGAGGAGAAGGAAGCGGCACAGUUGUGGCAGAGGUAUUUAGUACUGACGGCUCCCCUCUCGCAGCAGCUCUGUGAACAGCUAAGACUCAUACUGGAACCCACUCAAGCUGCCAAACUGAAAGGAGACUACAGAACAGGGAAGAGACUGAACAUGCGCAAAGUGAUUCCAUACAUUGCCAGUCAGUUCCGAAAAGACAAGAUCUGGUUGAGAAGGACCAAGCCCAGUAAACGGCAGUACCAGAUUUGCUUGGCUAUCGACGAUUCCUCUAGUAUGAUCGACAAUCACUCUAAACAGCUUGCGUACGAAUCCCUGGCGGUUAUUGGAAAUGCACUGACCCUUCUGGAAGUGGGACAAAUUGCUGUGUGUAGCUUUGGAGAGACUGUUCAGCUGCUGCACCCGUUCCACGAACAGUUCAGUGACCAGUCAGGGACACGGAUAUUGCGUCUUUGCAAAUUCCAGCAGAAGAAAACAAAAAUAGCCCAGUUUCUAGAAUCAUCAGCAAAUAUGUUUGCUGCAGCACAGCAGUUGUCUCAAAAUAUUAAUCCGGAAACGGCGCAGCUGCUUUUGAUUGUAUCUGAUGGGAGAGGCCUUUUCUUGGAAGGCAAGGAACGAGUGACAGCAGCAGUUCAAGCAGCUCAGAAUGCCAACAUCUUUGUUAUUUUUGUAGUGUUGGACAAUCCUAAUUCCCGG
This is a messenger RNA of Eurypyga helias (sunbittern), 11076 nucleotides long. It is a transcript of the gene MDN1, whose product is annotated as MDN1, midasin homolog (yeast). The transcript is spliced from 64 exons. Gene Ontology annotation, biological process: ribosomal large subunit assembly; rRNA processing. Gene Ontology annotation, cellular component: preribosome, large subunit precursor. NCBI's taxonomy places the organism in Eukaryota, Metazoa, Chordata, Aves, Eurypygiformes, Eurypygidae. The record is from RefSeq and is a predicted model, not a curated record. The annotation marks the transcript as partial. Gene Ontology annotation, molecular function: ATP binding; ATP hydrolysis activity.